CCUCUUGGCCGUAUCUAACACACCAACGGCCCAAGGGCCUUCAGGCAUGCAUUACACUACACCAUCAACACACAGAAACUAAAUCUGCAUUUUGUUAUCCUGAGCAUAGAUUAUGGUGUAACUUUUGCCAUAAGUGCAAUAACAUUGCAACCAGAUGCAACAAGCCAUGAUUUCAACUAUUUGAUCACAAACAGCUUUCCAGUUGCCUAACCCAAGUAGCUCACAUUACUAAAACUAUACAGCUGACUAGUGCUUUCGUAUGAUGUUUCAAACAAGAAUAAAGCUAUGAAGUAAACCUUUUUACCAAAAGACAGGAUUUAGACAGUAUCGGAAGUGUUGGUGUAAAGUUUCCAAAUGUUGAAAGGUUCAGGGAAAAGACUUUAUAAAUUCAGCCAAAAAAUGGUUGGGACAUUAAUAAGACGUAUUUCUUCAAACUCAGAUUUUUCUAGAUUAAAGAAUAGACGUGCAAAACCUGGUGAGCAAUAUCAACCCACUGAUGUAGAGCAUCUAGCCAAUGUUAUUUCACAUGGGGUUUGGAUUCUCCCAAGUGUGCUUGCCCUAGUUUUUAUGGUCUGUGUUUCUGUUAAUGGACUCCAACUAACCACAACAUUGUUAUAUGGUACAGCCCUGGUACUUCUGUUCACCACCUCAACUAUUUUUCACAUACUGUCUUACACUGGACAAUUUCCUGACUGGAGAAGAACGUUUCAUAUUGGUGAUAGAGCAGUUAUUUAUAUAUUUAUAGCUUCAUCAUAUACACCAUGGUUGCUCCUGAAAGAAUUUCAUUCAUGGUCCGAAGAGUUCUUGUGUAUGGUUUGGGUAAUGGCCUUGUUGGGGGUCACUUACGCAUAUCUGUAUCAUGAACGGUACAAGUUCCUGGAGAUUACCUUUUAUUUGAUUAUUGGUGUUUGUCCAGCUAUCUGUAUCAUGGACAUGAAGGACAUGUCAGGAAUAGUAGAACUGAGUAUUGGAGGUGCUAUGUACAUCUUAGGUGUAGUAUUCUUUAAAAUGGAUGGAAUAAUACCAUUUGCCCAUGCCAUCUGGCACUGCUUUGUCUUUGUGGGUUCCUUCUGUCAUUUUGUUGCAAUAUGCACACAUCUUCUUGGUGUCAAUCUACCAGGAUUUUAACAAAAACAUUACUUAGGUUCAAGCUGCAGCUGAAAUUUUUGAAAAGCACUUUUAUGACUUCAUUUUUUAUAGCUAUUAGCUUCUCAUGUGUGUUGCUUGCUGUGAACACGUUUGUAUUAGUUGUAGAAUAUAUAUUAUUUGUAAAAUACUUUUCAUAGUUUUGGUAUACAUUUCUAGAAAUAGGUAAAAUAAUCUUUUGGCCAUUGCGUGUAAGUUGGUAGAUUGAAAUGAUGCAUUGUUUCAAAAUCUAGCUGAUGAAAAAUCAGUUAUCAAGAAACUUGUAUUUGGCCUACAUUUCUGCACACCAAAAUAUCUAUCUCCAUUUCCUACCCAGUGAACAUUUGUACUAUUUAGUUGUUUUUUGUUAUGUUAUAAAUCAACAGAAACCAACCACUGCAGUAUUUUAAUGUGGAGGACAAAACUUACCUUUUGUACAACUUAUUUACUUGCCCUACAGUCAAAAGAAGCCAGAUUGUAUUACAUUUGUUACUUCAUGUUAGUAUGUUUGCUCAACAUCCAAGUCAAUAUUUAUAUUGGUGUGACUCAAUUCAUUGUCUUUAUAAGACAGAAAGUCAACUAAUUUAAGUAAUUAGGUUACAGUAAAGAAACAUAAUGAUCCUGAAUUCCUGUUUAGAUUAUUUUUUUUUUAAAUAAUAGAGACUUACACUACUUACAGAAAAGAAGUAUUUUAAAGUAACAUUUCUUAAAUAAUGACUUAAUAUUGUAAAAAAUUAUAUUGUCCAUUUUAUUGAUAUUAACAGUUCGAAAUACAUUGCAUUAGUUGUGCUUGAAACUGAGUAGGCUAUCAUCAUUUAGUUUGCCAGAAAUUCCUAUUGCCAGUUUUUCCAUCAUACAAAAAUAGCCAGUGUUUUUUCUUUUACUUAUGAACAUCUGUGACAGUUAAAUCAUUCUUUAUUUUAUGUUGGUGCAAUAUACACAGAUUUUGAUGUCUGUGACAAUCAAACUGAUCUAGACUUUACAUGUAGGUUUAAAUAUAUUUUAUAUUGAUCAUUAUAUAGUGAUGCAUGUAUGACAUAUUUUUAGAACCAUCCCAGAUUUUGUAAUGGUGCUAUCUAAAAACAAAUUCUUGGUUUAUUACUUUUAAACUCUUUAAUCAAAAUUCACAUACAUGUUCUUUUAAAUAUAGAGAUGUGAGCAUUUAUUUUUCAACCUUUGCAUAUGCUUGGUGAAUAGCAGCAUUAUGCCUCUUAUACAAAAUCAAAAAUCAGUAUAUUUUUAAGUCCAUGUAAACUUUUAAAAGUAGAGUAGAAGUAAAAUAGUAUUAAUUAUAAAUUAAAUAAAGGAGUAUUUACUUGAGCUAUAAGAUUUAUAGCUUUUUUUUUCAAGGCUGCAGUUUCUACAUAACCAUUGUAUCAUCAAAUGGUCAUCAAAAGCUUUAUAAAAGAAGAUAAAUAUUUCUAUUUUUAUAAAUAUUUUUUAAGCUAUUUAACAGAUUACCUCAAAUGUCUAUAUAACAAUAAUCAAUAUCUUGAAAAUGAUAGAUUAGUAUUAUUUGUUGUUUCUUUGCCUGCCAAAAUAAUAAUUUUGUUAAAAGUAUUCAACUAUUCAUAUUGUAUUCUAAUUGUUAAUUCAACAUUUAGUGAUGUUGAAAAUUUUAGAAGUCCCCUAUUUUCAGAAAGUGUUGUCAGAGAGUACAUUUUGAAAGAAUCACAAGAAGAAAAUGCAAUAAAACUUAUUCUAAGAUUUUUUAAAAUGUCUAGUGAAUUUAGUAUCUGAGUAUAAGAUUUACACAGCCUUUUUAAAAAAAAAUCUUUAUCUGACAUAUUCUAGAUAUUAUUACUACUACAUACAAACCCAUUUAAGUUAAUCCAGUAUUAUUAUCACUUGUUUAUUUAUAACUUAAUUAAUGAAUGGAAACUUGACUCAAAGACACAUUUAAAAUAAGUUGAAUUCCUUUUUUGAAAGUUUGUGCUCCCCUGUGACAAGUUGUAAAAACAUUGUUACUUUGCAUUAUUUUUUUCAAAUUUGACAAUCCCCCCACCUCAGGUUAACAAGUUUCAGCAAAGAGGUUUUGAAACGCCCUAAGCAUGACAUCAUUUCAUUGUGCUGCUUAUGAUAAUAUUCUAUUUAAGAUAAUACUAACACCAUUUGUAUAAGUGCAUACUCCAGAUUAUAAUUGUAUAAUAAAAUGCUGUCUACCAUUAUGGAACUGGAUCUGUGAUAACAAAUUGACAUAGGACUAGAAUAAUAACAUUCAACUGUUGAUUUUAUAUAUAUAUUAAAUGUGUAUAUUUUGAGCAGUUUUAGUACAUGUAUACUUGUUUUUUCCUAUCAUAAUAUUCCUGUAAAGAGAAUAUAACCAACUUCAAAAAUGAAACUGUAUGUGUCAGAGCAAUGACCUUGCUAUAACUGCAGUAUUUGGAACUAGAGAAAAGUUUGACCCUUUAAGAACUCAUUAUUUGCAGGCAUCAUGCAACCAAGUGAUAUUAUAUGUUUUACAUUCCCUGUGAUGUAAAAAUUAUUUUUAAAAAUAUCAUCAUAUAAUUUCAUCAAUCAAAAUCAGUUCUUGCUUUUUAUACCAUUAUUAUUUUUUCUUUUUUAAAUUUAUAUUGUAAAAGCUGUUGACACUAAUCUUUGUAAAUAAUUUAUUUAUAUUAAUAAAUGUGGAUUUUAAAAGAUGCAUAAGUAUGUUAAUAACUAGAUACUUAAAAACUGAGAACAUAGCUAUUUUAUUAUUUUUUAAAUUGAAAUGACAAUUUUUUUUAUUGAAAAAAAAAAGAUGUUGCAGUUCAUUACAUGACAUAAGUUUGUAUUUUUGAACCUUUGGAUUAAUGGCUUUCCAUUUAUAUUUUUAAAAAACCACAGAAACCACAAUUAAACUAUUUUUAUUACAAUUUAUGGAAAACAAAAAAGUACAAUAAACCAUCCUUUUGUUUUCCAUACAUUGAUACAUUAUGAUUAUCCAAUAUUUUUUGAUGAGUCAGUUGUAUUGUGAUGUAUAACAUUUUAGAAUAAAAUUAUAACAGUUUUUCUUUUAA
Physella acuta is the source of this 4127-nucleotide messenger RNA. RefSeq names its product monocyte to macrophage differentiation factor 2. Lineage: Eukaryota; Metazoa; Mollusca; Gastropoda; Physidae. Gene Ontology annotation, cellular component: membrane. The record is from RefSeq and is a predicted model, not a curated record.